AUGAAGACUUCCGUUGGACUCGUUUUCCUUGCCACGCUCAUUUCUCAAUCGUCGGUUGUGCUCGGUGUAGCAGAGUGGGGCCAGCCGUAUCCUCAGUGUGAUGGAAUCGGCUAUACUGGAAGCAAAUCUUGCGACUCCGGCCUGACCUGCGUCUACAUCAAUGACUGGUACAGCCAGUGCCAGAAGGGUUCAGGCAGUCAGCCAACGAGCACGAGCACCCGCCCACCAACGAGCACGAGCACCCGCCCACCAACGUCUACAUCGACAAGCAACGGUGGAACAGCUACCGGUGGACUCGGUGCACGCAUGAAAGCGAAGGGCAAGAAAUACUUCGGCACAGAGAUUGACUACUACAAUCUCAACAAUGCGCAGCUGACGAAUAUCGCCAAGGCUCAGUUCAACCAGCUCACUUGCGAGAACUCGAUGAAGUGGGAUGCUAUCGAGGGCUCCCAGAAUAGCUUCACCUUCAACAACGCCAAUCAGGUCGUCAACUUUGCAAAGAGCUACGGUGCAUUGAUGCGAGGCCAUACGUUCCUGUGGCACGCCCAGCUCCCUACAUGGGUUCAAAACAUCGGAAGCUCUAGCACCUUGACCAGCGUCAUCCAAAACCACGUGUCCAGGACGGGUGGCCAAUGGAAGGGCAGCAUCUAUGCUUGGGAUGUCGUCAAUGAAAUCCUCAACGAGGGCAACUCUGUCUUCUCCAGGGUUCUUGGCGAGAACUUUGUCAGCAUUGCUUUCAAUCAAGCACGUCAGACCGAUCCCAAUGCCAAGUUGUACAUCAAUGACUACAAUCUCGAUAACCCGAACUACGGCAAAGUUACCGGUAUGGUCCGCAAUGUUAAGAAAUGGAAGGCUGCCGGUGUGCCUAUCGAUGGUAUUGGCACCCAAACACAUCUUGGUGCUGGCGGUGCUGGCGGCGUCCAAGGCUCUCUCAACGCUCUCGCUGGUGCCGGUGUCGAGGUCGCUAUCACCGAGCUUGACAUUGGAGGAGCAGGAUCCAACGACUACGUGACCGUUGUCAGGGCUUGUCUCGCUGUGUCUGCUUGCGUUGGAAUUACAGUCUGGGGUGUCAGCGACGCCAUCUCCUGGCGAGCUAACGACAAUCCUCUGCUCUAUGAUAGAAACUAUCAACCCAAGGCUGCCUACAAUGCGGUCCUCCAAGCAUUGUCGUAA
This is a messenger RNA of Serendipita indica DSM 11827, 1173 nucleotides long. The record is from the annotation of a GenBank genome assembly. Lineage: Eukaryota; Fungi; Basidiomycota; Agaricomycetes; Sebacinales; Serendipitaceae.